This is a messenger RNA of Salvia miltiorrhiza (redroot sage), 2320 nucleotides long. RefSeq lists its product as uncharacterized. The transcript has a single exon. Bases 114 to 2093 code for a protein of 659 amino acids. The record is from RefSeq and is a predicted model, not a curated record. NCBI's taxonomy places the organism in Eukaryota, Viridiplantae, Streptophyta, Magnoliopsida, Lamiales, Lamiaceae.
GAGAGAGGGAAAAAACUCAAAAACACCUCAUCUCUGUAUGUCAGAAUCACUGACUCAUAGCUUCCAUUGACAUAAAUCUACUACUGUAACUAUAGCUCAAUUCGUUCCCGCAAAUGAAUCCAGGCAAAAUUGAGGAGGAUCUGUUCCACCACCUCGGCCCAUCGCCGCACCACCACCACCACGAGCAGUUUAUGGACCCUCACCACCACCCGCAAUCGCAGCCCUCAAUCGACGACGACGCCUUCUCGCUCGCGGAAAUCGACCUCUUCCGCGACGACGAAGACGACGACGGCGGCAGCCACACGUCGUCCGACACUGAAAUCCCUCUCCCACCGCCCAACGGCACCGUUCAGUUUCAGAACCCUAAUUUGCCAAAUCCCCCCUCAAUUAACCACAGCAAGCGGCCGGUGAACCAGACUCCGUUGUGCAUUAGCCCCGAGCCGCAUAUCUCCUCCCAAUUCUACACUUUCAACAAGGAAUCGCAUGCUCUUAUGAUUCAGUGCUUAAUUGAGGGCCGAUUGGCCACGCCGGAGGAGAUCCGAGUCGCGACUCCGCCGCCCGUGCUCUCCAGUUGGCGCUCGGUGUGGAAGGAUCGGAACGAGGACACGGCCUAUCUGACGGCGUGGAAGCGCAUUCAGGACAAGCUCAAUGUCCACGUGUCGGAAUCCGCUUCCGGCAUAACUGGUAAUAGUAGCCAUUUUCUUUGUUUCAAGAACAAUACAAGUCAAUAUGUAUCGCAUGUUGAUCAGUGGCAGGACAUAGUCAUGUCAUUUCAUGGUGAUGCGGACUUCAAACACUUAGGCUUGAAAGAAACUAUAGAGAGAAUUAAGCAGGUGUGGACUGUAGGGGCAAAAUUUUAUGGCAUUCCUGAGAGUUACAUUAGGACAUGCGUGGCUGCUUGCCCUAUUUGCUCAGACGAGUCUUCUGGGUGUGCUCCAAGGUCAAAGAGGCGUAGGUUUGAAUACACGGAAUCUUUUGAUGUGCCCGCCAAGGAAGUCCCAUCACAAUUGCAACAAUUGGCUGCGAAGCAUAAGGUUGUAUUGUGCAUACGGCAGAAAUAUAUUAGGUAUAAACCAUUUAUGGCAGAGGUCAAGGACUACGCGUGUCAUAGGGCAGGGGAGCCAGCGUCCUCAAAAAAAUCACGUAUGCUGAAGAGGGAGCCGUAUACGUCUAAGCGGUGUGGGUGUGGCUUUCGUAUUAGGGCGAUAGUUCCAAUAUCAAAUUAUAAUGAGAAGGAUAAGACAUUUGUCUACGAGGAAGAGGGGACAGCUGUCUUUAAGCUUUAUGCGGUGCAUUCAGGACAUGAGCCAGGGCCCUUGGAUGGAAAUGCUAGGAUUAUGCAUCGAAUGGUUGGACAUAAAGGGGGUCUGUUGAUGGAUCAAGAGAACGUAUACGGGAUGGCUGAGGAUGGGGAAAAUGAGAGUUUUGGGUUCUUAGGAAAGGAUGCUGGAGACUUGCAACAUUCAGUUUUGCAGCAGCUGCAGGAAGUGAGGAAUGAAUUGGGGUUGCUUGAGGGUAGGCUUGGUAAAAUCCCACCUUCACUGUUGGGUUCUGUGUCUCGUGAACUCUUUGAUUUCGCGAAUAAGCUUAGAAAUGUUGCAGAUGAUGGAUCCAAGUCUGUUGGGUUGCUGUCAGAGAAGCAGCAUCAGCAUCUGGAUGAUGUGUUGGUGGUGGAGCAUGAUUUGCCAGAUUGGGUUGAUGACCACCACACUAGGAUCUAUGGCGAUGGCAAGGAUGCAGAUGUUAUAGAAGAUGAUGAGGACAGCUUUGGGAGAACUCUUGGUGAGGUUGCUUCUUGGGAUCGGAUGAGGACGGAGUGCAGGAAUGAGAAGGAUCUGCUUGGUGAGACUUGUAAAGAGGAGAAGUGGUUGAAAUGUGGUGACUUUGAUCAGAAGGGAAUUCUUGGGUGCAGUAACCCUAAACUGACCAAGCCCUUAAGGCAUGAUGAAGCAAUAGAUCCAGAUGUGGGUCUUGCUGGUAUACAGGUAGAUGGAUUCUACCCCGAAAAUCCUAAAUGGUUUGACUCUCCUUGUGGACUGGACCCGGGUGCUGACUGUGAAGAUGGUGGAUUCAGACAUGGGGAGAUCGUGUAGAAACUAUCCAUCUUGUUGAACCCACUCUGACUUAAACUGAGUUUUUUGGUACUAUUCGCCUUAAUUCACUGUUGGAAGUGGGUUGUACAUUUAAGUACACAGUUUGAUUGCUCUCAGCCUCUCACAAUCACAGUAACAGCCUUUUAGGUGUCUGUAUUGCAUGUAAUUUGUAAAGUAUAGCCAUUUUGGCUUCUCUGAAUAUACUUUAAUCUGCUCUGUGCUGACAA